Messenger RNA from Miscanthus lutarioriparius, 525 nucleotides. NCBI's taxonomy places the organism in Eukaryota, Viridiplantae, Streptophyta, Magnoliopsida, Poales, Poaceae. The record is from the annotation of a GenBank genome assembly.
AUGAUCAGGAUGACAUCAUCCUCCGUCUUCUUCCUCCUGCUCGCUUGCUUCGCAACUUGCGGCAGCGCCGCGACCUUCACCAUAAGAAAUAACUGCGGAUUCACAGUGUGGCCAGCAGGUAUCCCGAACGUCGGCGGCACGCAGCUCAACCCCGGGGGGACGUGGACGGUCAACGUGCCGGCCGGGACCAGCGGCGGCAGGAUCUGGGGCCGCACCGGCUGCUCGUUCAGCGGCGGCCGGGGCCGCUGCGCCACGGGCGACUGCGGGGGCGCCUACUCCUGCUACCUCUCCGGGCAGCCCCCGGCGACGCUGGCGGAGUUUACCAUCGGUGGCGGCAGCAACCAUGACUACUACGACAUCUCGGUGAUCGACGGGUACAACCUGCCCAUGGACUUCUCGUGCAGCACCGGCGCCGCCCUGCGGUGCAGGGACUCCGGCUGCCCCGACGCGUACCACCAGCCCAACGAUCCCAAGACCUUUUCGUGCAACGGCAAUAGCAACUACCAGGUGACCUUCUGCCCCUGA